AAGAAUUUCAGCAAAAAUAUGUUGCGGGAUCUUACUGUCAAAUGAACAUUAAGAUGUAUAUUGAGGUUUCUACACUGAUGUUAAUACACCAAUGUUAGAUUCUUGUCUUUGUUUUUCUGCACGACUAGACAUCUACGGCGAGCUUGAUGUCUGCCAGCGCAAACUCAGACACAAACUGAGAAAGUUUGAAUACAUAUACGAGGGAGUAACGCAGCACGGGAACCAGACGCUUCUCAACAAGGUGUACACAGAGCUCUACAUCACAGAGGGAGUCAGUGGAAGUGUUAAUAAUGAACAUGAGAUCCGGCAGAUUGAGGCUGCAACCCGGAGACCAGCAUCAGAAGAGAAGCCCAUCAAAUGUGAAGACAUCUUUAAGCCCCUUUGCGGACAAGACAGAUUCAUCAGAAAUGUGCUGACUAAAGGAAUUUCUGGCAUUGGAAAAACCAUCUCUGUGCAGAAGUUUAAUCUGGAAUGGGCCGAGGGGAGAGUUAACCAGGAUAUCCAACUCCUUAUUAACCUCCCAUUUCGGGAGUUGAAUCUGAUGGAGGAGAGACGGUGCACUCUGACACAGCUUCUUCAUCAUUUCCUUGUGGAGGCAGAAGAAUCAGGAAUUUCAAAUUUUGGCAAAUACAAGGUUGUCCUGAUAUUUGAUGGGCUGGAUGAGUGCCGCCUUCCUCUGGACUUUGACCACAACAAGCCCUGUUGCUGUCUGUCUGACGAAGCUUCAGUGGAUGUUCUGCUGACGAAUCUCAUCAAGGGGAACCUGCUGCCCUCUGCACACAUCUGGAUCACCUCCAGGCCGGCAGCUGCAAGUCGCAUUCCAGUGGACCUUGUCAACCGUGUGACAGAGAUACGAGGGUUCAACGACCCCCAGAAGGAAGAAUACUUCAGGAAAAAAAUCUCCGAUCAAAACAUGGCCAAUGAAGUCAUUUCACACGUGAAGUCAACCAGGAGCCUCCAUAUCAUGUGUCACAUACCAGUCUUCAGCUGGAUAUCUGCCACAGUUUUGCAGAAGAUUUUAGAAGAAACAGAAAGGAGAACAGAAGAGGAUGGGGACAGAGGAGAAAUGCCCAACACACUGACACAAAUGUACACACAUUUUCUGCUGUACAACUCAUUCAUCAAAAGUCGGAAGUAUUCAGCAGGACAAGAGGAAGCUGAAGCAAGAUCCCAAGUUAAAAUGAAUGAAGAAAUGAUCUUGAAGCUGGGAAAGCUGGCCUUUGAGCACCUGAUGAAGGGCAACAUGAUCUUCUACGAGAGUGAACUGAAUGAGUACAACAUUGAUGUCAACGACGCUGCAAUAUAUUCAGGAAUGUUCACGCAAAUCUCCAAGCAUGACUUUGGAAUUCCUCUGGGGAGAGUCUAUUGCUUUGUGCAUCUCAGCGUACAGGAGUAUUUUGCUGCAAUGUACAUCUUUCACACAUUCGUCUGCUUCAGUCAGAACUUGCUGGAACCACAUGAAACCUCCACCGUCCAGGAGGCUUCCAGCGAAGUAACCAACCUUCUCAAGAGUGCAGUGGAUCAGGCCUUGCAGCAUGAGAACGGUCACCUUGAUCUUUUUCUUCGCUUCCUCCUUGGCCUCUCGCAGACAUCCAAUCAGACUUUGUUGAAGAGUGUUCUCCCCACACUGGAGAGCAGUUCACCAAGAAAUGAGGAACUCAUUGAAUACAUCAAGGGGAAGAUCAGGCAGAAUCCCUCCCCAGAACGAUGCAUUAAUCUCUUCCACUGCCUCAGUGAGCUCAAUGAUCAUUCCCUUGUGGAGGAAGUCCAAAACUACCUGAGCUCUGGCAGCCUGUCAGAGACCACGCUGUCACCGUCACAGUGGUCUGCUCUAGGCUUUGUGCUGCUGACUUCGAAGGAGGAGUUGGAUGAGUUUGACCUGAGGAAAUAUUCAAGAUCAGACGAAGGUCUUCUGAAGCUGUCAUCCGUGAUUAAAGAAUCCAGAGCAGCCUUGCUCAAAGAAUGCAACCUCACGGAGAAAUGCUGCGAUGCGCUUGGAGCAGUUCUGAGCAGUUCACAUCUGAAGGAGUUGGACCUGAGUGACAAUGACCUGCGAGACUCAGGAGUAAAACUGCUGUCUGCUGGACUGGCGAGUCCAACGUGCCAGCUGGAAAAACUUAGGCUUCCUUUCUGUGGAAUCACAGAGAUUGGCUGUGGCUUUUUGGCUACGGCUCUUCGGUCCAAUCCCUCCUACUUGAAGGAACUGGAUCUGAGUUACAAUCAUCUGGGACAACUGGGGAUAGAGCUGCUGUCCUCUGUACAGAAGGACAUCGAACACCUCACCAUCAGGGUGGACAACAAUGAGGAGUGCUACUUAAAAUCAUCUCUGAAGAAAUAUGCAUGUAAGCUGACUAUGGAGCCGAAUACAGCCCAUUCACAUCUGCGUUUCUCUGAAGACAACAAGAAAAUGACACGAGUGGAAACUGCUCAGCCAUACCCCGACAACCCAGACAGAUUUACAGACUGGGGCCAAGUGCUUUGUGCAGAGGGUCUGAGCGAUCGUUGCUACUGGGAAGCAGAGUGGACUGGGGAAUGGACAGGUAUAGGAGUGUCUUACAAAGGAAUCAGCAGGAAAGCAAAAGGUAACGAAUGUGUCCUUGGCUACAACGAUCAAUCAUGGAGUCUGCGAUACUGUCACGGAAAAUACACUGCCUGGUACAAUAAGAAUGACGCACCCAUAUCUGUCCCCUACUUCAACUCCAAGAGGGUUGGAGUGUUCUUGGACUGGUCAGCUGGCACUCUUUCCUUCUACGCCGUAUCGUCACACACCAUGACUCACCUGCACACUUUCCACACCGAGUUCUCCGAGCCGCUUUAUCCAGGCUUCAGGCUGGGGUUUGCAGAUUCUGCAUUAACUUUGUGUCAGCCAGAAAUGCCUUAAACACUCAUGUUCAUUGUGUAUGUCCAUAGAAAAACAUGAAGGCUUAAAAAUAGGACAAUUGUGUGAACAUUAUGGGGAAAAUGAAGCGUUUACAGACAGCUUUGUGUUUACUUCUGAUCUCUAAAUCAAUAGAAGACCUCUCACUGGGGAUCGUUUGUACUGUGUGUAUAUUUAGUGUAAAACUUCUUACUCUGAAAGGCCACUGCUUUGUAUGCAGCAGGAGACAUCAUCCCCAAGCUUCCAGUUUCCACUUAGCUAUCACAGCUCCUAUGUAUUGAACCCUCCUCUGGGAUAUCUAAGUGUCUCACCCAGGCCGAUCCGAAGGAAAGCAAAUUCAGCCUCUUGAAUCUGCAAUCACAUUGUUUCAUCACUGCCUGGAGGCCAUUGAUUAGAGGUGUAACGAGAUGUAAUUAAUAGUAUCCCCAGUGCAACACCAAGUAUGCAUUGUAAAUCAAACCCAUUGAAUCUGCAGUGGGGAAGCCUGGUCACAGAGGUUUAGCUGACCUUGAUAUUUAGAUCUUACCUUGAAUAUUGUGUAGUCUUCUGGGACAUAAUAGAACAGUGUACAAAGAUUAAACAGGGCACAGUAUAUUAUGGUAUGCAACAACAUUAAGUACAAUCAAAUGCAGGUAUGUCUUUCAAAGGAUCAGGGAAAUAAUUUGAUUAUCCUGUUAGUAAAUGCUUUGGUUUAUUCAACUUAUGACAAAGAAAAAUGUAUUUGUUUGAGUGUAUAACCUGAGAAAGUCAUGUAUGAUUUUAAAAAUACAACUGAUCAAACAAUUCAAGGAGACUGACACCCAGUAGCUAACAUUUUUUUUUCAAUCUUUAGGUUUUAUUUUUUGUGUUUAAACUAUUACAUACAUACUGUAAUGCACUUGAGUUGAUUGACAGGACUGUGAUCAUUGAGUGACAGUGCUGACAGAAGCCAAACAAUGUAAUAAAUAAACAAUUCAUGUCAAAACA
Stegastes partitus (bicolor damselfish) is the source of this 3844-nucleotide messenger RNA. Its product is annotated as protein NLRC3-like. Lineage: Eukaryota; Metazoa; Chordata; Actinopteri; Pomacentridae. The transcript is spliced from 5 exons. The record is from RefSeq and is a predicted model, not a curated record. Gene Ontology annotation, molecular function: protein binding. Bases 92 to 2881 code for a protein of 929 amino acids.